AUGAUCGAGGUGGUGUUGAACGAUCGGCUGGGCAAAAAGGUUCGUGUCAAGUGCAACGAGGACGAUACGAUUGGGGAUUUGAAGAAGCUGGUGGCGGCGCAGACUGGGACGCGGCCGGAGAAAAUUCGCAUCCAGAAGUGGUAUAACAUCUACAAAGAUCACAUCACGCUCAAGGACUAUGAAAUCCAUGACGGCAUGGGCCUCGAACUUUACUACAACUAG
Spirodela intermedia is the source of this 222-nucleotide messenger RNA. NCBI's taxonomy places the organism in Eukaryota, Viridiplantae, Streptophyta, Magnoliopsida, Alismatales, Araceae. The record is from the annotation of a GenBank genome assembly.